GGCAUGGGAGCUGAUGCGGCUGAGUUAUUUGUUCGAGCUUUAUCACAAGGAAAAGUCGAAGUAAGUCGAGUGAAGAUUGUCAUUGCUGGUAGAGACAGAACGGGCAAGACGUCAUUUAAACGAUCUUUGCUCAAACUGAAGUUUCAGACAAUUGAACUGAGCACACCUGUGGCAGUGGCAGAGUUGGCAGUGUGUGAAGCAUCAAACUGGAAGCUUGUGAAUGACAAAGACAAAGAAUUUUUAGACAAACAAAUAGCUAGAGCAGCAGUUCAUGCACUGUCAGUCGAUAGAGAAUCUACAUCAACUGAUACAAGACAAAGUGGCAUUAACACAGACAAACUUGAUGAAGCAACAGACCAACUUGAUGAAGCAACAGACCAACUUGAUGAAGCAACAGUUCUAACUGAAGAGAUUGCUCGUGCUAUUAGUGAUUUCCAAAGUGAUCCUGACCUCUUAAAGGAGGAAGAUUCAAAAGUUCACUUUUCUAUUUGGGAUUUGGGAGGUCAGGAGGCACUUCUUCCUGGACAAGGAGAAGCCAUCACAGCAGGAUGUGUCGUUUGUGUUGUAUUUAAUGCAUCUGAGUUUCUAGGUAACUCUUCCAGCCCUUUCUAUCUUCCUUCUGCUGACUCAAAACCAAUUCCAAUCAGCAAUCACUGGAUAGUGACGAACUAUGAUGCUGUGGCUUUAUGGGCAUCCAUGACUUUUUUGGCAGGAGAUGUUGAAAGUCUUGAAGGCCUUUCUUCUGGUCUUCGCAUCGGCAAGUCAAAGGAAUGUGCAUCACCAGUGAUGUUGUUGAUUGGAACACACAUCAAUGAUGCCGAUGAAGAAAUGAUCAAGAAGCAGAAUGAAUUUCUGUCUCAAAUGUUUUGUAAUAAAGCAUUUCAGAAGCACAUCCUUCGACCAUCUAACCAGGCUAAUGAUUGGUUUUUUCGUGUUGAGAAUUCGGUUUCUGAUCCUGACAGUGCAAGUGAGGAUGCUGGCGUAAGUGCAGUGAAGCAAGUCAUUGAAGAGAUGGCACGUGAUGUGUCACCUAAACCUCUGAUACCAGCCACUUGGUCAAUUCUAGAGAAGAUUCUUGAUUCUUUAGAAAUCAAGUUGGGCACUGCUCUUUCCAGUGUCAAUGUUAUCAUGCAUUUUGCCCGUCGAUUGUGUCGUAUGUCAGAAGAGAAAGAAGUUCGUCUUGCUCUGACACAUUUAGAUGAAGCCGGAUCAGUAAUUUAUCCUCAGAAACGUGAGAAGCUGAAGAACAUAGUCGUCACCAAACCAAGCUGGAUUUUCAAGGUUUUCUCAGUUGUGGCAUCUGUCACUACUCAACCUCCUCCUUUACUGAGAGAAGAUUGGGAUCGAGUUCGGCAAGUAGGAAUUGCUUCUUGGGAACUCAUUCAUCAUCGACUGAAAAAAGCAGGAGUGAAGCGAGUACAGUAUAAAGUUGUAUUGAAUUUGCUAAAUUAUUUCUUCCUUCUUUGUCCCAACCUUUGCCUGGCCCAACCUCUUCCUUUAUCAGUUUCUUAUGAAACAGAAUACUUUGUUCCAUGUUUGCUAGAAGUCAAGUCAAAAGGUCCAUUUGCAGCUGUUCAUUCAGUUCCUCCUCGGCCAAUGUCACUUAUCAUUUUGUCUCAUAAAAUUGAGUUUAUUCCUGAGCAGUUGCAUUUUAGGCUGAUGACGUGUUGUAUUGAGAAAUAUCCUGAUGAACCAAAGUUGACACGUAAUAAGUGUGUAUAUCGAGUUGAGAAAGAUGUCAAGUUGGAAGUGAUUUAUCACUUGAAGAAAUAUAUCAUUGUCACUAUUGACACACAACGGCCACUUCAUGGAAUUGCAUCUCUGUGUACAGACAUCCGUCUGUUCAUCACUAAAAAGCUGCAUGAAGUGAAGACACCAGGGUUGUCUCGUUUUCAAUUUACAUUGAAUAUUCAACAUCCCGGACCAGCCAUUCCCAUGGAUGUGAACAAGUUGGUAUGUAUAGACAAGUAUAUACCAAGUGAAGACACAAUAUUGAGGACAAACAUAGACAGAGACGAUGUUAAUCUGGAUGACUAUGAAAGAGCUGCAUUAGACUGUUGGUUCUAUGAAGAGAAAGAUGAUGUACCAGGCAAAUCUCAACAACAGGCACUGAUGUUUAAGCCAACCAGCAAAUGUACAGCUGAUGAUAUUGUGAAUGUAGCUGAGAAAGUUUCUCAUUGUUGGAAAAGGCUUGUGCUGAAAUUGGCACCUAAGUUUUUUAUAAACAAGACGAAAGCGAUAGAAAUAGAAAACAGAGAUGAUUGUAUCAUGCAAGCUGUAACAGCAUUAAACAUGUGGACUGAUGCAUUUUGUGACGAAGCCACCCAGGCAGCAAUGAUCAACGCAAUGUGCAACAUUGAGUGUAGAUCUCAUGCUGAAGAUGUUUUCAGUCGCAGUUUGGUGGCACGCGUUUGCCCAAUGAAAUGACUAUGAUUGUUCGCGUGUGUAGGCAGAAAUAUCUUUUAAAAGGAAUCGAACAGUAGUAGCUGUUUUAUUCUAUUUAUUUUAUUAGCUGUUUUAUCGAACUAUUAGCUGUUUGACAUUGACAUAAAUUUAUCAGUCUUUUGAUAAGAAUUGUUGCCAGGUGACAUAAACCUGUUUAUUGGUAUCUAUAGAUACAUAUUUAUAUUAAAAAUUAUA
Messenger RNA from Corticium candelabrum, 2640 nucleotides. RefSeq lists its product as uncharacterized. The record is from RefSeq and is a predicted model, not a curated record. Bases 4 to 2427 code for a protein of 807 amino acids. NCBI's taxonomy places the organism in Eukaryota, Metazoa, Porifera, Homoscleromorpha, Homosclerophorida, Plakinidae. The transcript has a single exon.